Molecule: messenger RNA, 1829 nt
Organism: Tetranychus urticae (two-spotted spider mite)
Lineage: Eukaryota; Metazoa; Arthropoda; Arachnida; Trombidiformes; Tetranychidae
Source: RefSeq, a predicted model, not a curated record
GUUUGGGUUGGGGGAAAUAUUUCAUUUUGCCAGGUCGCCAUUCCGGCUGAUUAAUUGAUCGUGUAUUAUGUUUUUGUUUUAUUAAUUACUGAUAAAUGGUUACAAUUUUAUUUAUGGGAAAUCAUCAUUAUAUUGAAUGGUGAUCAGAAUGUUAUUAAGGGUGAGAAAUAUUGUUAAAAGUUAAUCCGUUGUGAUCUUGACAAGCGAUAAAUGAUGGUUAAGAAAUGGGGAACAGUUGGCUUGUGUUCCAUUGGAAACUUGAUCAACUCCGCAGAUCGGAUUAUCAUGCCUAUUGCCAUAAUUCAGAUGACUGAUCAAUACAAAUGGAGCCUUUAUUGGCAAGGUUGGAUUCUUAGUUCAUUUGCAUUUGGUUACAUAACUAGUCAGUUAAUUGGUGCCCGAGCAGCUACCCGAUAUGGAAGUAAAAAAGUUUUAGCUUGGGCUGUCUGUCUUUGGUCAAUUUCCACACUUUUAACACCACUAGUUACGCCACAUUUGUACCUUUUAAUUACCUGUAGAAUACUUUUGGGACUUGGGGAAGGAUUAGGACUCCCAACAAUAUUUACAAUUUUUGCUCAAACUGUGCCGGUACACGAGCGAUCUACAGCUUUUGGUUACCUUAUUGGAGCAGGUCAUGUUGGCCAAACAUUAGCUGCUCUUUUAUGUCCUCAUCUAAAUUGGGAACUUUCUUUUUAUCUAUUUGGAAGUCUUGGCAUCGUUUGGUUGUUUGUUUGGAUGGUUGUAUAUAAAGAAGAAAAGUUGAGUCAAGAAGAUGAAUUACCUUUAGUUUAUUCAAAGACGGGAGCCAAACAAGUUCAUUGGGUUCGUUUUCUUUGCCAUUGGUCUUUAUGGGCUAUUUAUAUAGCCCAUUUUGCAAUGAACUGGUCCAAUUACAUUAUAAUGCAAUGGUUACCUACAUAUCUUUCACGAUAUCUCGGUGCUAAUAAAGAAUCAGUCAGUCUAACAGCUGUACCAUAUAUAGUUAAUUCCUUAUUUGGAGUUGUUUCAGGUCAUCUAGCUGAUUGGUUAAUCGCGAGAAAUUGGUCUAUACUUUCUGUUAGACGAAUUAUGACCUUUGUUGGUCUUUUUGGGCCAGGAAUUUUCUUAAUAUGUUUUUGUACAGUUAAUAGUUUAUUAUACGCCGUGAUAUUUGUAUCCAUAUCAAUGGGUCUAUGUGCCUGUAAUUCUGCAGGUCAUCUCUCUAACCAUACUGAAGUUGCUCCAAAUCAUGCAGGAUUAACAUUUGCAAUCUCAAACACCUUAGCCACGAUUCCAGGUAUCCUGUGUGGACCUUUAACAGCUGAGCUCGUUGUACAAUCUCAUGGUCGUUGGUUCCCAGUUUUUAUUCUUGCUGCUGCCAUUAAUUUUGUAGGUGGAAUCAUCUAUGUGAGUCAAAGUACAGCGAAUCCACUCUACCAGUGAAUAGUGAUAAAGAGAACCAAAUUACGAUUGGAAAAAAGCAUCCAAUAAGAGUUAUAAUUUUGAGAAAAAACGAGUCUCAACUGGCACGGAUAUUCACAAGAAUUAAUAGCAUUCUUUUGCUAUUUUAUUGAGUUCAAACACUCUGAAUAGUAAAUAUGACUUGAAACUCGAGUUAUCAUCUAAUUUAUGUAGAACAAAAAAUUAAUUUUAUUCUCAUUUUUACUCAUCUGCCCACCAAAUAUAAAUUUUCAGUCUCCAUUUCAUUAAAUACAAAAUAAGGAGGAAAAACCUAAAAUGAAACUUCAAAAAAGCAAUUUUGCCUAUUGACUAUUUUGGAACUCAUCUACCGUCUUUACCCAAAGAGUUUAAAAGAUAUACAAUAAAUAUAAAAUCUUAUUUUUGCUAAA